AAUCAAGAAAUUGUCUACCUUAGAACAGAGAUCAGCAGGAAAAAGCCUCUUUGGUUUGUUAAUAUAUACAUAAACUCCUAACGUUUGUUCCAACCCACAUUAAAAUAUGAAGAACUUCCUUUCCAUCUUUUCAGUUUCCAUUUCACUUUUCUUCCUCUUCUCUCUCUCCAUAGCUGCUUACUCAUGGAUUUUCUACUUGUCUACCACAAUUCACAAGGACUAUAUGUUCUUAUUCUGCAAUAGCCUACUAGUUUUUAUUUGUCUAAAUUCUCGCUUGAGUGUUUCAUUGGAGAAAGAUCGUCGACAGGAACUGGCUGAAAAGAGACAAGCUGCAGGGUGUUGUGAGAGUAGACUACUGGAUAGAAGGAGAACAGUUGGAGACGUCGGCGAAACUCUAUCCGUUGUCGUUGAAGAGACUUAUGGCGAUGAUUAUUAUGGUGAUCUAGCUGCAGGAGAUGAUGAAACUUUACUUGUUAAAGUUGAAGUAACUCCAACUGAUGAAUUAGACGCAGUGGAGGAUGAUAGGACUCUCUCAGUCGUCAUUGAAGAAACUAAAGGUGAUGAAUUAGAAACGGUGGUGGAGGAUAAUAAGACUCUUUCAGUCAUUGAAGAAACUCAAGAUGAAGACUUUGAAGUGGUGGAGGAUGCUAAGACUCUCAGAAUCAUUGAAGAAUUUCGAGAUCAUGAAUUAGGAAUAGUGGAAGGUGAUAAGACUCUUUCAAUCUUUGAAGAAACUCGUAAUGAUGAAGAACAAGAACAAGGAGGCAGCGUUGAUUCCAUCAGCUUGGAGGAGUUGAACAGAAAGUGCGAGGAGUUCAUAAGAAGAAUGAAAAAGGACAUAAGGAUUGAAAUUCUAACAAUAUGAUGCCGUUAGAACCAACAAAAUGUUGUUCUUGUAACUAAAGUUGGAUAUUUAUGCAGUGAAAGGAAGUGAAACAAAUGAAUAUUGAAACAUAAAAUUGGAUUUAAUCGUGUAGAUUAAAUUCAUUGUUUAAAAACUUUCAAAUUGGAUUUAAACUUCCAAUUAAAAUGAUGUUUCACGUACAA
Benincasa hispida (wax gourd) is the source of this 1047-nucleotide messenger RNA. RefSeq lists its product as uncharacterized. The record is from RefSeq and is a predicted model, not a curated record. Lineage: Eukaryota; Viridiplantae; Streptophyta; Magnoliopsida; Cucurbitales; Cucurbitaceae.